Messenger RNA from Leptidea sinapis, 784 nucleotides. Its product is annotated as nucleoside diphosphate kinase homolog 5-like. The transcript has 4 exons. The coding region runs from base 196 to 765 and encodes 189 amino acids. Gene Ontology annotation, biological process: negative regulation of oxidative stress-induced intrinsic apoptotic signaling pathway. NCBI's taxonomy places the organism in Eukaryota, Metazoa, Arthropoda, Insecta, Lepidoptera, Pieridae. The record is from RefSeq and is a predicted model, not a curated record.
CUUCGUCGGACACUAAUGAAGAAACUCAAGCGUAUUCAGAACGAACUCUCGCUAUCAUAAAGCCGGAGGCUCAUGAAAAUGCUGAAGACAUUGAGAAUCACAUUCGUGAUAAUGGUUUUGCAGUACUCGCUGUGAGUCAAAAAUUAUAUUGCCAAUACACAGACAAGAAAAAGCCACAGAAGUAGGUAACUUUAGAUGUCGCGUCGUGAAGUUCGUCUCACACCAGAGCAGGCCGCUGAAUUAUACAAAACCCACUAUGGAAGAACCCAUUUUCCACACCUCGUGACCCACAUGUCAAGCGGGCCUAUCAUAGCCUUGGUAUUGGCUGCAAAUAAUUGUAUUCAGAAGUGGCGCACAUUGAUGGGACCUGCCAGGGUGGUGGAGGCUCAGGCGUACUGGCCCGAGAGUCUCCGGGCCUGCUACGGACGCCGAACUAAGUACGGUGACUAUUUCAAUGGUCUCCACGGCAGUGAGAACCUCCCCGAUGCAGUGCGGGAGAUACACUUCUUCUUUCCGAAUAUGAUCGUGGGUCCAAUUCUGCGCAAAUGGCAAGCCAGCGACUACAUCCAGCGUCACUUGACGCCGGUUCUCCUGACCGGACUCACCGGGCUGGCGCAGGAACGUCCGAGUGAACCGAUACUGUGGCUGGCUGAGUAUCUCCGAGCCCACAACCCUAACGAGCCGGAGUUGGCACCACAAUCUCGCGAGUUGCCGCCAGAAGCCAAGUGUCGCACCCCAGUGCCUUCUGAGGAGUCCGUUAAAUAAUAUAUAAAUUGAAAAUUUA